GUAAAGUAGUAAAAGACCACAAAGUCCCCACCACAUUACCAUAUUUGCACUUUCUUUCAUUCUUUCGCCUCUGGGAAAGGAAGUCUCGGGUGAUUCUCCUCCUCCUCCUAUAUCCGUCUUCACUCUUGACUUGAGUCCUAACUCUAUAAAUUAAAGUUUUCUCCAUGAAUGAAACAUUCAUCCUCUCAAUCUCCACCUCCAAACACUAGCUGUUUUGAUCGUUAAUGGCUUGUUUAAGCGACAAUACUUGGGUGGGUGCAGGCGCCUCUAUGUCCGUGUUUUCCAAGCGGUUGUCAAUGGCAGAAGAGAAGCAACAGAAGGACGAGAAAGUGAUGGAAACAAAGUCUUUUAUAGCCUGGCCUUUUGAAAACGUGUUCCCGGUUUACGCAAAGCCGAGUUUGAAGUCGGACUCUGUCUUGAACCUUGUUAAUGGGUUAUGUUCGGAUUUCAAUGACCCGAUUUGGGACGCUAUUAGGGAAGAGGCGAAGGUGGAGGCAGAAAAGGAGCCAAUUUUGAGUAGCUUCUUAUAUGCCAGCGUCUUGGCUCAUGAUUGUUUAGAGAAAGCAUUGGCUUUUGUUCUUGUAAAUCGACUGCAAAAUCCGACAGUCUUGGCAACUCAAUUAACGGAUAUAUUUUGUAAUGUGAUAAUGCAUGACAAAGGCAUUCGGCGUUCAAUUCGCUUAGAUGUCCAGGCAUUCAAAGAUCGGGAUCCAGCUUGUUUGUCAUAUUGCUCAACCCUCUUGUACCUUAAGGGUUACCAUUGCCUGCAAUCUUACCGGGUGGCACAUUCUUUGUGGAACCAAGGACGAAAAGUGUUAGCAUUGACAUUACAAAGUCGAAUAAGUGAGGUUUUUGGAGUCGAUAUACAUCCAGCUGCAAAAAUUGGAGAAGGGACAUUACUGGAUCAUGGGACUGGUGCAGUUAUUGGUGAAACUGCAAUCAUAGGAAACAGAGUUUCAAUAAUGCAUGGAGUGACUUUAGGAGGGACUGGGAAAGAAUGUGGUGAUCGCCAUCCAAAGGUAUCUGACGGGGCACUACUUGGAGCAUGUGUCACUAUCCUGGGGAAUAUAAAGAUAGGUGAAGGGGCAAUGAUAGCCGCUGGAUCCCUUGUACUGAAGGAUGUGCCUCCACAUAGCAUGGCAGCAGGAACACCAGCUAAGGUGAUUGGAUACAUAGAUGAACAGGACCGGUCUCUAACAAUGAAGCAUGAUGCCACGAAAGAAAUCUUUCAGCACAUUGCUGUUAGUUUCGGAUAUUGCAGGACCAAUGGAGCUUUGGAUCAAGAUUCAAGAGAUGAAGUGAUUGAGUCACUGAGAGAGGGGUGCAGGGGCAUGGGCAUAAAAAUCUUCUGGCAAAAGCAGUUUUCACCAUUCAUCCUUACAGGAACUAAUAUAUUUCACACACCAUGUUGUACAUAUCGGUCAAUUAUAGUUUUCAUGUUCUUCGCUUUCUUGUUCUUCCUACCAUUUUGUGGUGGGUAAACCAUUCAUCAAUAUCAAUGGAUUGGAUUUUGGAGAUGUCUUGAGCUCAUUGCUGAUAUAAUGUUUGAAAUUUGUAAUUCUGAGAUGGGGAAAAUUGAGUUUAAGUCUGUUUGGAGUAACAUAUUCGGUGAUGAUUUGCCAAAUUACUACUGCAUCCUCGUCAAAAUGGAUAGGAAAAUAAUCUCCUCUUGGGUCGUGGCCUUGUCAACCAUGCUAGCAUUCCAAGGAAGCUGAUUACUACAUCUCCUAAUUACAGCUUACACAGUGUUGGGGGCAUCAAAACAAUGUUGUUGUCUUUUAUAAAAUAGAGGUAUUCCAAAACCUUCUUCUGUAAUCUGAUUAUAUGUAUAUAUUUCUUCAAAUGUGAGAGACGUUACGACUUA
Messenger RNA from Tripterygium wilfordii, 1864 nucleotides. RefSeq names its product serine acetyltransferase 2-like. The transcript is spliced from 10 exons. The record is from RefSeq and is a predicted model, not a curated record. Gene Ontology annotation, molecular function: L-serine O-acetyltransferase activity. Lineage: Eukaryota; Viridiplantae; Streptophyta; Magnoliopsida; Celastrales; Celastraceae. Gene Ontology annotation, cellular component: cytosol; cytoplasm. Bases 225 to 1481 code for a protein of 418 amino acids.